Molecule: messenger RNA, 2294 nt
Organism: Folsomia candida
Lineage: Eukaryota; Metazoa; Arthropoda; Collembola; Entomobryomorpha; Isotomidae
Product: myrosinase 1
Exons: 8
Coding region: 402-2186 (594 amino acids)
Biological process (GO): carbohydrate metabolic process
Molecular function (GO): beta-glucosidase activity
Source: RefSeq, a predicted model, not a curated record
GUGACGCAAUUAGUGGGUCAGUUAAUGGUCCAAGAGUGCUUGUCUUUAAUAAUUAAAUGCAUACAUGUUUGUACAUACAUCGUCUCAAACAGUAGCAGACGAAGACAACCUUUUCAGAGAAUAAUAAUGCACAAUUGUCCUCCAUUAAGUGAAACCACUUGUUUCGUGUUCACUUGAAGCUUCUGUGCGACGAGACGACGUCAUUGAGAAUAAUAAAUACGUGCAUAGUUGGCAAAAUGGUUAGCAAAAAAUAUUGGCGAUUAUAUUACAGAUAUUUACACCGCUGUUGCUGAUGCAACGAGUGAUAGAGUUACAGUUUAUAUGAAACAGUGUUAGUUUUAGUAAAGCGAUCGAUAUAGUUGAUACAUUUUUAUGUUUUUCUUAAUUAGCCGUACAUAAAAAUGGAUCGGGAUAAAGUAUUAACACAUAUGAAACCCGCUCCAUCAAUAAAACAAAGAACGCGUCUUCCGCAACUACGCAAGUUUACAGUGUUGUUAAUAUUACCAUUAGUCGUGCUCUUAAUAUCGUUACAAAAAUGUACACAAGGAGCAAAUAUUGCUAAUAAACUAAUAUCCAAAGAUAACCAAACUUCAAAAUACGUGACAGCCAAGGGUAGUAAAGUAGACAAAUUUUUAAACGAUGUGUUCCCCGUCGGGUUCAAGUGGGGUGUGGGAAGCUCCGCAUUUCAGAUUGAGGGAGGUUACCAAGAAAAUGGAAAGGGACAAAGUAUUUGGGACAAGUUUACCCAAGAUAGUCCAGAUAAUGCGAGCGUAUCGUGUGAUUCAUACCACAAAUAUAAGGAGGACGUCUUGCUAGUGAAGAGUACCGGGGCAAAAGUGUACCGAUUCUCGAUAAGCUGGCCCCGAGUUUUGCCUAAAGGAACGACCGAAAUUGUGAGUAAGGAAGGACUCGCGUACUACAAUGAUUUAAUUAAUGCCUUAAUAGCUGCAGGGAUAGAGCCCAUGGUGUGUCUUUUCCAUUGGGAUUUGCCUCAAAGUCUUCAAGAUGGGGGUGGUUGGCUAAACCAAGAAACUGUUGGAUUGUUCGGUGAUUAUGCACGCUUGGUGUAUCAAACUUUUGGUGAUCGAGUUCGUUAUUGGAUUACCAUGAACGAACCCUUCACUUUCUGCUACUACGGCUAUGACGAGGGGAUAUUCGCCCCCGGAGAUAAGUCCGACCCUGCCACGCACCCAUAUUCCUGCGUCCACUCGCUCAUCAUGGGGCACGCGUUGGCCUAUCGAAUUUACAAAGAGGAAUUCUUUACCCAGCAAAAUGGCAAGGUUGGAAUAUCAUUGGACAAUUUUUGGCAAGAACCGGCCGAUCCUAAUUCUGAACAGGACAAACUUGCGGCUCAGCAAUCAUACAGUUUCCGGUUUGAUUGGAUAGCGUAUCCACUAUUUCGUGGCGAAUAUCCUCCAAUUAUGCGGAAAAUUAUUGACGCCAAAAGCAAGCUGGAAGGGCGCAAGGAAUCUCGGCUACCAGAAUUUGAUGCAGAAUGGAUCUCAAAAGUAAACGGGAGUCUCGAUUUUCUGGGGAUUAAUCAUUUUACGACACAACUGGUAAAAUUCGCCAAUAAUUCAACCACCCAAAACGCUUCCAAUUGGGAAAGUGACACUGGAACGGUUCGGUCCUACGACCCAAACUGGCCCGACACGGGCAGCCACUGGCUUAAAGUUGUUCCCGAAGGGAUUCGAAAAUCUCUUAAAAAAAUCAAGCAAGAUUACCAAAACCCGGAAGUGAUAAUUACCGAAAAUGGCGUCAGUGUGGCCAGCUUGGGGAUGAUUAUGAAUGAUUUAGACGACCUCCAACGUAUCGAGUACCACAGACUCUACAUAAACCAAGUCCUCAAAGCGGUCAAAAUUGAUGGGUGCAAUGUCACUGGCUACGUCGUGUGGAGUCUACUUGAUGGAUUUGAGUGGUCGCAGAGAUACGACACGCAGUUUGGAAUAUUUCAUGUCGAUCACCAAUCCCCGAAUCGAACGCGUACUCCCAAAAAGUCGGUGAAAGUUCUACAGCAAAUUUUCCGAGAUAAUGGUUUCCCUUCAGUAAGCAAACUCCAUAAAAUAUCCGUCAUUUCAGUCUCAGCUCAAGAAAAUAAAUACUCCGGGACAACAGUUUUACUAUGCUCGGCCCCUUUUGCACUCAUGUUUUCAGCGUAUUACGCAUAUGGGCAACUUUCUGCGUGAUGUUUUUUAAAAAUAAUUUUUUAACAAAUCCUGCAUUUCUUUAAAUGUUACAUUAAACGAGGAAUAAUACCGCAUUUUUUAACGGAAUAAAAUUUUGCAGUAACUGAA